This is a messenger RNA of Melozone crissalis (California towhee), 2102 nucleotides long. It is a transcript of the gene MON1B, whose product is annotated as MON1 homolog B, secretory trafficking associated. The record is from RefSeq and is a predicted model, not a curated record. The transcript is spliced from 5 exons. Lineage: Eukaryota; Metazoa; Chordata; Aves; Passeriformes; Passerellidae. The coding region runs from base 166 to 2088 and encodes 640 amino acids. Gene Ontology annotation, biological process: vesicle-mediated transport; protein targeting to vacuole.
CGGCGCGGCAGCCCCGGAAGCGGCGGUGGCGGCGGGAGCGGGAGCGCGGCCGGUGCCCAGGAGCCCUGACUCCACCCUUAGUGUGGACAGGGUGAGGCAGGGCGGGGCUGUUAAGGUGUGCAGGCACCGCCCCGGCGCCCCCUGCUGGUCACAGCUGAGGCAGAGAUGGAGCCAGCCACGACAGUGGACACGGCGUCCCCGAGCUGUCACCACAGCGGGGACGAUGAGGAGGAAGAUGUGACAGCAGCGGCAGCCAUGACAUCAUCCUUGUGUCACCAUGAGGAGGAGGAGGACAAGGAGGUGGCAGCAGUGGUGACAGCCGCAGUGUCCCUGAGGUGCCACCCCAGUGAGGAGGAGGAGGAGGAGGUGGCAGUGGCCCUGACAUCCCAAGGUGGGGAUGAGGAUGUGGUGGCAGCAGUGACAGAGGAAGCAGCCACAACGUCCCAGGGCUGUCAUCCUGGUGAGGAGGAGGAGGUGACAACAGCAGGGACAGCAGCAGUGACAUCCCCAGGCAUUCAACCCAGUGAGGAGAUGACCAUUGCGGCAACGUCCCUAGCACAUCCUCCUGUAGGGGAUGAAGAGGAGGUGACAGCAGCGGUGACAUCCCCAGUGUGUCACCAUGAGGAGGAAGAGGAGGAGGUGACACCAGCAGUGACGUCCCCAGUGUGUAACCCUGGUGAGGAAGAGGAGGAGGUGACGGCGGCGGUGACGGCAGCAGCGGCCACAUCGGCCCCGGGCGGGCGGCGUGGUGCGGACGAGGACGUGGCAGCCGCGGGCUGGCGGGCGCGCCGCAAACACGUGUUCGUGCUCAGCGAGGCGGGGAAGCCGAUCUACUCCCGGCACGGCAACGAGGAGGCGCUGGCUGCCACCAUGGGUGUCAUGAUGGCCCUCGUGUCCUUCAUCCAGAGCGGCGGCAACGCCAUCCGGGCCAUCUGCUCCGAGGACCGCACGCUGGUGUUCGAGCAGCGGGGCCCGCUGCUGCUGGUGUCGGUGUCCCGCACACGGCAGUCGGCAGCGCAGCUGCGGCGGGAGCUGGCCUUCGUUCACGAGCAGAUCCUGUCGCUGCUGACCCGCGGGGGCAUCGCCCGCGUCUUCGCCCGACGCCGCGGCUUCGACCUGCGCCGGCUGCUGGCGGGCGCCGAGGCCGUGCUGGACCGGCUGCUCUGCGGGGCCGCGGCCGACGGGCGGCUGCUGCUGGGGGCCGCUCGCUGCCUGCCCCUGCCCGGGGGGCUGCGCCGCGCCGUGUCCGGGGCGCUGCGCCGCGCCGCCGCCGCCGCCCGCCCCGCGCCCGCCCUGGCCGUGCUGGCGGCCCGGGGCCGCCUGGUGACGGCGGCGCGGCAGCGGGCGCUGGCCGAGGGCGGGCGGCUCUGCGCCAGCGACCUGCACCUGCUGCUCAACCUGCUGGGCGGCGGCGCGGGCGCGGGGGCGGGCGAGGUGUGGACCCCCGUGUGCUUGCCACGUUUCAACCCCGAUGGGUAUUUCUAUGCGUACGCGGCGCGGCUGGGCGAGGAGGAAGAGGAGGGUGUGACGCUGAUCCUGCUGUCCACGGAGCGAGAGGGGUUCUACGCGGCGGCUGCGUGCCGGAGGCAGCUGGAGGACACGCUGCGGGCGCAGGGCUGGCUGGCCGAGCUGGCGGCGGCCGUGCGAGGGGGAGCGGGGUACGGCCCGUCCCGGCCCGGCGCCCCCGAGCUCCGGCACUUCCUCUACAAACCCUUGGAGGGGCCGGAGGAGAUGCAGCAGCUGCCGCAGUUCACCAGCCCCGAGCUGGAGGAGCCCUACACCAGCGAGGAGGAGCAGCACCGGCUCUUCGACCUGUACCACUACCUGCACAGCCGGGUGCACAGCCCGCACCGGCCCCUGCGCCUGCUCUACCACGUGGCUGAGAAGGAAACGCUGCUGGCCUGGGUGACCAGCAAGUUCGAGCUGUACAGCUGCUUCAGCCCGCUGGUGACGAAGGCGGGCGCCAUUGCCGUGCUGACCAAGCUGCUGCGCUGGCUCAAGAAGGAGGAGGACUGGCUGUUCAUCCGCUACCCGGCACCGUUCUGCGCCGCGCCCGCGCGCCCCGAGGGGCCUGAGCCCGAGGGCUGACAAUAAACACUGAG